This is a messenger RNA of Hypanus sabinus (Atlantic stingray), 1285 nucleotides long. Its product is annotated as placenta-specific gene 8 protein-like. Gene Ontology annotation, biological process: positive regulation of transcription by RNA polymerase II. Lineage: Eukaryota; Metazoa; Chordata; Chondrichthyes; Myliobatiformes; Dasyatidae. The transcript is spliced from 5 exons. Bases 139 to 465 code for a protein of 108 amino acids. The record is from RefSeq and is a predicted model, not a curated record.
UUGACAAAAGGCCCUCCCCCUAGUUUUACUCAAUCUCUAUAAAGCAGUCAAUUGUAGCGGGCGACUUUUCAUUUCCGUGAAGAGGAAGGAACAACAACACUCUACUUAAUAGACGUGAUUUUACCCCUGUGAAGUAAAAUGGCUCAGUUUGUACCAGGCCAAAUGGUGGUAAUGACUCAACCUCAGGCUGCCCCAGCGAAGAGUGAUUGGAGCAGCGGACUGUGCAGCUGUUGCGAUGAUAUUGGAGUGUGUUGCUGUGGGAUUUUCUGUACAAUUUGCCUUGGAUGUCAGAUUGCGGGGAACAUGGGCGAGUGUUGUCUCUGUGGUACUAGCAUGGCAAUGAGAACCCUCAUCAGAACGAAGUACCACAUCAAUGGAUCUCUAUGUGGUGACUGGUUAGUGACCAUGUGCUGUCUCCCGUGUUCUCUCUGCCAAAUUAAAAGAGAAAUAAAUUACCACCAGUGAUGUCAUUGGUGUUCAUCUCUGACUGUUGUACUUCACGUGCUCUAACAAGAUGCUGUUCAUUGAUCUGGAAAAAGAAGAUUGGAUUAUUCGAAAGACCAAAACCAUUCAUUGUCAUGGAAGUAAAGUUGUGUUCAACAAUGACACAUUAAAAUCUCACAACCACUAUGUUAUACUCUUUCUUUAAACCUUGUAAAUUAUUGCUCACACAUCUGAAGUUGUUUCUCCUCUCUUCCCCCCCCCCCCCAAAGAGUUGUGAUUUUUCACACCCUUUGGGGAAGCUCUCAUCAGUGACGUACAGAAUGAUUAUUCUCUCCAUGUGGGAACUGGAAUUCUUCAUGUUUAUGGAAAGGGGCCAUCUUUCAGACAAUUCUAAAUGGGUCAAAAGUCGAAUUUUGUGAAAGAACAAAGCUCCAGUUAAGUGUUAUUCUAAUUCAGUUCUCCAUUUGAUUUGAAAUAACUUUCUAAAUUUAUUUUCCAUUGGUCACCUAUAAACAGAUAAUGUGAAGCAUUUCCCCAAGUUAAAUGCCUGUUUUUGCUUUUUUUUUACAUAAUUGUAUUGGCAGUUGUUUUGCCAGUGACUUUCCUAUUUAAAAACUGAAUUGACUCGAUGUGUGCUGAAUGUCAGAGUUCCAGUUCCCUACUUCCCCAGAUGAGAAAUACCUUUAAUGUACUGCAUCCCCCUUUCACCCUGUGCACAAGUGAUUGUCUUGGUAACAGGCAACUAUACAUAAUGAGAAAUUAAAAAGUUGUGUAUUGUAUACUUCUGGUGGUUAAUCUGCUGUAAUUUUUGAUUUGAAUAAAAAAAUUUAAUUCUGUUUAA